ACGCCGACUUCCUUCCACCUCCUUCCACCCCUCUCAGCGCGACAAGACCAUCACAAUGGCAUCUCUCGUCCAAAUCACCUCCCUGGAGCAAUUCAGCACACUUUUGAACAGCUCUACCUUUGUCGUGGCUGACUUCUACGCGGAUUGGUGCGGACCAUGCAAAGCUAUCGCCCCUGCGUACGAGCAGUUGGCCUCGCAGCUCUCACGUCCUAACCGGAUCACCUUUACCAAGAUCAACGUUGAUCACAACCAGGAUAUUUCCAGACAGUAUGGGAUUACAGCAAUGCCCACCUUCGUCCUCUUCGAACGCGGCCGUCGCACCUCCACCGUCCGCGGCGCCAACCCCAAAGAACUGAACGAACUCGUCCGCAAACUCGCCACGGAAGCCAAGAAAGCGCCCGAGUCCGGCGGCAGCGAGGGCGGCGAGUCCAGCGGCGUGGGAUGGAUCGGGGCCCCCGCGCCCAAAGGCUACAGCGACAUCACGGACCAGCAUGACCCGAAGGGGUUGGAAUUGCUGAACCGGGAUAGCGAGUUUGGGACGGCCAAGACGCUGUUCGAUAGUUCGAAGCCGGCGUCGCUGAACAAUAAUGGGAAGGGGAAGGCUGGCGGGGCUCCGGAUUGGGUGGAGAGUGAUACGGAUGAGCAGUUGAUGUUGUUCAUCCCGUUUCAGUCUACGUUGAAGGUGCAUUCGUUGCAGAUUACGUCGUUGCCGCCGGCGGAGGCGGAGGAUGAGGAUGAGGAUGAGGUGCCGAUGCGGCCGCGGACGGUGCAGUUGUAUACGAAUCGGUCGCAUGUGUUGGGAUUUGAUGAGGCGGAUGAUAUUCCGGCGGUGCAGACGGUGGAGAUCCGGCCGGAGGAUUGGGAUCCUAAGACGGGUACGGCGAAGAUUGACUUGCGGUUUGUCAAGUUCCAGAGCGUGAUGUCGCUGGUGGUGUUCUUUGUGGAUGGCGAUGGGGAUGGAGAGAAGUUGCGGGUGGACCGUGUGAGGAUCUUUGGCGAGGCGGGUGAGAAGAGAGAGAUGGGCAAGUUGGAGAAAAUUGGUGAUGAGCCUGGAGAGUAAGCGUACUCACUACUCAGUAUACUCAGACAGAUACCAGCCGAUACAGCAGAGUAUACUCAGCGGCAGAUGCAGCCAAUGCACGAUACCUUAAGGUAGACUACGCAGCACUUUACGG
This is a messenger RNA of Aspergillus ibericus CBS 121593, 1175 nucleotides long. Its product is annotated as thioredoxin-like protein 1. The coding region runs from base 56 to 1060 and encodes 334 amino acids. NCBI's taxonomy places the organism in Eukaryota, Fungi, Ascomycota, Eurotiomycetes, Eurotiales, Aspergillaceae. The transcript is spliced from 3 exons. The record is from RefSeq and is a predicted model, not a curated record.